AAUGAUCCUGAAUAGUGUCACCACUGCCAUAAAGGCUUCUUCUUCUUCUUCUAUUGACUUUUAUGGCGGAUGGCAAACCGACUUAUGGUGCAUUUACCGCCACCAACUGGACUGGAGUGUGAAGCACUGGGGGACAGAAAUGACACCGAUUCUGUGGAAUGACCAAUAACUUGACAGGUUCAGUGGAAACAUCGAGAGAAAAAAACACAGAGGUGUUAAACUGGAAGUAUAAAGCACAUGAAGAGUAAGAGAAAGCUCACAGAGUCGUCUUCAUCUCAUUGACUGCAGACAACAACACAACAAUGAUGAAGAAAAUGUUUCUCAUGUUUGUUUAUCUCUCUUUGUGCUUCUGCUGUCUGAUGGGUGUGUUUGGUGAUGAAGUGAAGUCAGUGUCAGUGAUGGAGGGAGAUUCUCUUACUCUAUAUACUGAUACUAAACUACAGACAGAUGAUGUGAUAAUGUGGAGAUUUGGACCUGAAGAGGCCCGUAUAGCUAAAAUCAACAAAGAGAAAAAUAAGAUCUUAAUAAAUGACACUGUUCUUGAUGGGAGAUUCAGAGACAGACUGCAGUUAAAUAAUCAGACUGGAGAUCUCACCAUCACAAACAUCACAACUCAACACACUGGACUUUAUCAAAUAAUCAUCAAAGGCAACAGAGAGACCUCAUACAGAUUUAAUGUUUCUGUCAAUGCUCGUCUGCCCGUUCCUGUCAUCAGCAGAGUUUCUUCACAAUGUUCUUCAUCAUCAUCAUCAAAUUGUUCAUUAUUGUGUUCAGUGUUGAAUGUGAGAGAUGUGAGUCUGUCCUGGUACAAAGGAAACAGUUUAUUGUCCAUCAUCAGUGUGUCUGAUCUCAACAUCAGACUCUCUCUACCUCUGGAGGUUGAAUAUCAGGAUACAAACACAUACAGCUGUGUACUCAACAAUACCAACACAAACCAAACUCAACAUCUCAACAUAACUCAUCUCUGUCAGACGUGUUCACAUACAACAGGUCUCACCUUCGUUCAUAAAGUUGUGAUCUGUUGUGUUGCUGUUGGAUGUCUGAUGAUUGUAGCUUUAAUUCUGAUCUUCUGGAGCUACAGGAAAUACACAAACACACAGAAACACGUUCAGACCAGUGAACAGGAAAUCACGUACGCAGAAGCAACUUUCCAUCAGAAACAAAGAUGUAAACCGAGAGCUUCAGUGGAGACCAAUGUGGUGUAUGCCGGAGUCAUGAGACGAUGAUCAUACUUCAAACAAAAACUGUAAAAUAUUAUCAAAUACACUAUGAUUAAAAUAAUAAAGAAUCAAAGUGGUUUUAAAACACAAUGGGCUUCAUUUGAAGAGUUCAGAUGCAAAAGCUGCUAAAACGAUAUACUUUUGUUAAAAAUGAGAUAAUGAUUGUAUUAUACAUAGGGGGUAAUUUUUUAUAUAUUAUAUAUAAUUAAAUAUAUAUAUAUAUAUAUAUAUAUAUAUAUAUAUAUAUAUAUAUAUAUAUAUAUAUUUUUUUUUUAUAUUAAAAAAUAACUUUUAUUUUGUAUAUAAUUUUAUUUUGUAUAACUUUUAUUUUGAAUAAUCUUCGCCUAGCGCUAAAUACUAAUUAACAAGAAAUUAUGCCAGACGCAAUUAGCGGGUUUAGCAUCGGUGCUCUUCAUAGCUCACACAACACACGCACACGCGCAUGAAAUUAGAUGGCUGUUAUUGCAUAUUGCUGUACUAAAUACUAAAGUAAUUUAUUCUGUGAACGAGAAUCACAUUUUCCAUUUGUUACUGUAAACAAAAUCACGAUUUUUUACUUUUUCUCAUUAUUCAGACAUGAAACGGCUAAAAAAAACAUCUUCACGCUAAAUGUAUGUUUGAUAACUUAAAACUUCUGUAAACGAGGUGUAACCUGACAUGAGUUUGUAAUGUACCUACGGCUCAUGUUUGUCCAUAUUGAUAAAUGGUAAAUCUUUCGUGGAAAUGGCCGGACGUUUUCUGUCAUACGCUAGUUUCAUAAAUGAGGCCCAAAGUUAAGUGUUUUAUUUUUGUCAUUGAAUGCUUUACCUCUGGGUUGAAGUUCAACCUGACAUGGAAAGAAAUGUGGUUUUGUUCUGCUGGUGGACAUGAGAUGUGUUUGACUAAUAGUGGCUGAUGUGUAUCUGUGUGUGUACAGUAUGUGAGAGGUAAGACUUGUGUGUGUGUGUUUUGCAGUUUUCCACUCUACAAAAAUAAAUUUACUAUGAAUUAUCGAUUUCAUCAAUGCAAAUAAAAGUUUUUUUUUUAUUAAACUGUAUUACUGUGAAUUUAAAUAAAGAGAUUUAUGACUCAUGACA
This is a messenger RNA of Paramisgurnus dabryanus, 2296 nucleotides long. RefSeq lists its product as uncharacterized. NCBI's taxonomy places the organism in Eukaryota, Metazoa, Chordata, Actinopteri, Cypriniformes, Cobitidae. The record is from RefSeq and is a predicted model, not a curated record.